GUAGCUGCACAACAAGACUAUGGGAGGAAACGCAAGCAAGGCCGCGCCCAGAGGCACACCAACGAGUUGUCGAGCCGCGUUCAGUAUAGCUACAAUACAACUAAGGGUGUAGUCUUCGGGCAUUCAGACUCGGCAAACAAGCUUUAGUGCUGACGUGCUUGUGAGUCUGGGUGCGCAUUAUGCCAGACACCGGACAUUGGACGGCAUAAUGCCCAGACUCGGCACGUAAGCACUAAAGCUUGUACUGGCGCGUAUUAAAUACUCAUUGCCGUGUAGCAUCACAUUGCUCGACGGCCCUUCCCACAAACACAGCCACUUGCGGCCCAUGUACGGGAAACCGCGAAUGCGGGAACAGAAAGGGGCAGCAGAAUUGCGCAAUUGUUAAUAGCGAUACUAACACUCGGCUCACUAGGGCAUUUAUCACUUGACAACUGAACCCGGGCGAGUCAAACAGCACCAGAAGACAAACCCUACCUGGUCGGAACCAUGCCGACACACAAGGCACAGGAGCCGCGCGCGGCGAGGCCGGAGCCCCAGCCGGGCGCGCCCCCAGAGACUCUAGGCAUCCCAAAGAAGGUUGUCAAGAAGAUCGUGCUCAGCGUUCUCAAGCUGCGUCGGCGCCUUCAGCGCAAGUUCAAGAAGCUUGUCACGGCGGUUCGGCCAGUCGAGCCCGCCGCCCCGGCUGCGCCGGCCAUUGCCCCGCCCCUUCCCCCGCCCCUUCCCCCGCCCCUCCCUCCGCCCCUCCCUCCGCCUCUCUCCCGGCCCCGGCCCCCGCCCGGAGGCGAGGAAGACAGGCUUUCUCGGCUGGCAAUGAAGGUGGAGGAGGUCACGGCGGUGGCCCGUCAGAGGACGGACGAGCUCCUGGCUCGCGGCGAGAAACUGGAGGACCUGAACGAGUUGGCGGAGCAACUGCAGCAUGAGUCCCAGGAAUUCGAGAGGCGCUGCCGGCGGCUCAAGGGCAUUCCCUGGUGGGCCCGCCUGGCGGCGGCCGGCGCCGCCGUCGCCGCCGUGGUGGUCGCGUGCGCGGUGUGGGGCGCGGGGCAUCCGCCGCGGCUCGCCGCCCGCCGUCGGCGCAACAGCCGCGUGUCUAUGAUGAACUACUAAGGAGGAACCGCUUGAAGAGGAACCAGUGAAGAGAAACCGCCGAAGAGGAAUCGCGCAAGAGGAGUUGUUAAGACGGCGGCGGCUUGGGGUGCCGCAUGCGUGCGGGGCGCCGGGAGGGUGGUGUGUACAUGUAAGUGUAGGGCCUGUUUGGCUGUUUGCUGGCGGCAUUGUGACGAGCACGCACGUUCUCGAAUCUUGAAGCACAUACUUUACAGGCAUGGGCGCUCCCCGGUGUGUAACGGGGCGGUGUGUGUGUGUGUGUGUGUGUGUGUGUGUGUGUGUGUGUGUGUGUGUCGCGCACUCGCGCAGCAGCAUGGUGUGAAUGAUUGCUUUGGCGCAUUGAUGGAAUGAAGCAGGAGGGCGGACUCCCUGGGCACCAGCGCAGCCUCUGCUGGCUGAGGUGCUGGGCUACUGGUUACUUUGGGUGCUGAUGGGGUGUUAUUCUUUUCCAGCCUUAAUACGCGUUGGGCGCGUGCCUUUGCACGUCAUGCUAGCAUUCAGCAGUCCCCCUCAUCGCAUGAGAGUGCCGGGUUGAUAAAUGAUAGUAAGAGUGUCAGACAAGGCGCUGAACUGAACUGCCGUUAACCCGGCUGCGUAAAGCACAUGUAUACAGCAGUACGGUAUGCCACACGCGUGGUGGUUGGACACAUGUCAUGAUGUUCAGCCGCCGGGGAAGCCGGGAAGGAUGGAUGUUAUCGAAGACUCGCCAACGAUUACAACCGUAUGUGUGCGCGUGCGCGCGUGUGUGUGUGCGCGCACGUGUGCAAUCUUAUAUGUACAGUAUGUAUGGUGGGCCGCUGCGAACUGCUGACAAAGUGCAUGUGUAACUUCUGCGAGAC
Messenger RNA from Chlamydomonas reinhardtii, 1943 nucleotides. RefSeq lists its product as uncharacterized. Gene Ontology annotation, biological process: vesicle fusion. The coding region runs from base 487 to 1104 and encodes 205 amino acids. NCBI's taxonomy places the organism in Eukaryota, Viridiplantae, Chlorophyta, Chlorophyceae, Chlamydomonadales, Chlamydomonadaceae. Gene Ontology annotation, cellular component: plasma membrane; SNARE complex. The record is from RefSeq and is a predicted model, not a curated record. Gene Ontology annotation, molecular function: syntaxin binding; SNAP receptor activity. The transcript has 4 exons.